AAAAAUGAAAAGAUUCCAUUGGUGUUGCACACGUCAUCAUUCUCAUUGUUAUCCACUAUCCCCAUUAUUAUACGGGCAUUUUCAACUACUAAAUUAAUUUUAAAAAAAUCUUUUUUUUUUUUUUCUUCUACUGUGAAAACCCCAUUUUCUGCGAAUUCUCUGAUUUUGAAAUGCUUCCGUGUUGGGUUUUGCUUGCUUCUCUGUAUAACUGAAGUGAAUUUUGUUUGUACGCUGAAAUUUGGGGGAAAUUUUUUAGGGGCGGAAUUGCAAUUUUGGGGGGCGGCGCAAUGAUUAAGCUCGGAUUGAAAUCACGGUCGCGAAGAGUUGUUCAGGAGAGCUUUAUGGAUGUGGAGAAAUCGAAAAUCUGUUUGGGGAAAAGUAAAAAUAAAAAUAGAAGAGAAGAAAUUGGUGAAAAUCGGAGUGAUAGUUGCUGGGAGAGUUUGCCUACGGAAUUACUGAGGGAAAUAUUAAUGAAAGUCGAGGAAUCGGAAUCGAAUUGGCCGGCCAGAAAACACGUAGUGGCGUGUGCUGGUGUGUGUAAAAGCUGGAGGGAGGUGAUGAAGGAGGUGGUUGAAAGGCCCGAGGUUUCUGGGAAGAUUACAUUUCCUGCAGCUGUUAAACAGCCUGGCCCGAGAGAAUCUCUUAUGCAGUGUUUCAUAAAAAGGAACCGCACGACGCACACAUAUUACCUUUAUGUGAGUUUAAGUCAAGCGCUUGCAGAUGAUGGGAAGUUUCUUCUGGCUGCUCGUAAAUGUUGGCGGACCACAUGUACGGACUACAUGAUCUCUAUACGUGCUGAUGACAUGUCAAAGGGAACCGACACUUAUGUCGGAAAAUUGAGAUCUAAUUUUGUCGGAACAAAGUUCGUUGUGUACGAUGGUGUUCCUCCUCAUUCUGCAGCCAAAAUGGCUAAAAGUUGGUCCACUCGUAUGGUUGGCUCUAAACAAAUUUCACCGAAGCUUCUUACAGGCAACUAUGCGGUGGCCCACAUCUCGUACGAGUUGAAUGUGCUUGGAGCUAGAGGUCCGAGAAGAAUGCACUGCAUCAUGAACGCAAUCCCCUCCUCCGCCAUUAAACCUGGCGGCACCGCUCCAACAAGCCUCGACUAUUCUCCCACAAACCCGUUUUUCCGUACAAAAUCCGAUAAAUCAUUAGCGAUACAUUUAAAUAGCCAACAAGAAGAUUCACUUAUUCUGAGAAAUAAAUCUCCGAGGUGGCACGAACAGCUCCAAUGCUGGUGCUUGAAUUUCCAUGGGAGAGUUACGGCUGCUUCUGUCAAGAAUUUCCAGUUAGUUGCUUCUUCGGAGAACGGUGCACCUGGACCAGAGCACGAUAAAGUUAUUCUUCAGUUUGGCAAAGUCGGGAAAGAUGUUUUUACGAUGGAUUAUCGGUUUCCUCUUUCGGCUUUUCAGGCUUUUGCUAUUUGUCUUAGCAGUUUCGACACGAAAAUUGCGUGCGAGUAAUGUGCUCUUUCUUUUUCUUUUUUUUUUUUUUUUUUCGGGUUGAUGUUUAUAUUAGUUGUUUAAUUUAUAUGUAUUACUAUUGCAGUUGUCAUUAUGUGUGGCAGUGCGACAGAAUAAUAAUAAUGUUUAAAUUAUUGUUUUCUGUAUGUUGAUAUUUUCAUGGUAGUGAUUGGAGUUUGUAGAGUGGAAAUAGUGGAAAUGAUUUCAGCUGAUCUA
Erythranthe guttata (spotted monkey flower) is the source of this 1679-nucleotide messenger RNA. It is a transcript of the gene TLP11, whose product is annotated as tubby like protein 11. NCBI's taxonomy places the organism in Eukaryota, Viridiplantae, Streptophyta, Magnoliopsida, Lamiales, Phrymaceae. The record is from RefSeq and is a predicted model, not a curated record. Gene Ontology annotation, molecular function: protein binding.